Molecule: messenger RNA, 1754 nt
Organism: Miniopterus natalensis
Lineage: Eukaryota; Metazoa; Chordata; Mammalia; Chiroptera; Miniopteridae
Gene: PM20D1
Product: peptidase M20 domain containing 1
Biological process (GO): amino acid metabolic process; lipid metabolic process
Molecular function (GO): hydrolase activity, acting on carbon-nitrogen (but not peptide) bonds, in linear amides
Source: RefSeq, a predicted model, not a curated record
UCGGGAUGGGAGUUUGCGUGCAAACUCCAGCCCGGGACUAACGGCGCGGACCUGCAGGAAGAAUGGCUCGGCCGCGCGUCCGCGUGCUGGCCCUGGCGGCUGUGCUGCUGCUGGGCGUCGCCACCUUCUCCAGAUCCAAGCGCCGGAGCGGCGAGGAGCCUCCGAGGUCGUCGCCAAUUCCUGCUCAGUUCAGCCAAGAGGAACGCGUCGCAAUGAAGGAAUCGCUGAAAGGUGCCGUCCAGAUUCCAACAGUGUCUUUCAGCCCCAAGGAGUUCAACACGACAGCCUUCGCUGAGUUUGGAGAAUACAUUCACAGAGUCUUUCCUACUGUGUUCCAAAGAAGCUUUAUCCAGCAUGAAGUCGUGGGAGAAUACAGCCACUUGUUCACUGUUCAAGGCUCGGACCCAAGCUUGCAGCCCUACAUGCUGCUGGCUCACAUUGAUGUGGUGCCUGCCCCUGUCCAAGGCUGGGAGGUGCCCCCGUUCUCUGGGUUGGAACGUGAUGGCUUCAUCCAUGGCCGAGGCACACUAGACAACAAGAACUCUGUGAUGGCGAUCCUACAGGCCUUGGAGCUCCUGCUGAUCAGAAAUUACAUCCCCCGAAGAUCUUUCUUCAUUGCUCUGGGCCAUGAUGAGGAGCUAUCAGGAGCAAACGGAGCUCAAAAGAUCGCAGCCCUGCUACAGGCAAGGGGUGUCCAGCUCGCCUUCAUUGUGGAUGAGGGUGGCUUCAUCUUGGAUGGUUUCAUUCCCAGCCUUAAGAAACCCUUUGCCAUGGUUUCAGUCUCAGAGAAGGGUUCACUUAACCUCAUGCUACAAGUAAACAUGACUCCUGGCCACUCUUCAGCUCCUCCGAAGGAGACGACCAUUGGCAUCCUUGCAGCUGCUGUCAGCCGACUGGAGCAGAUACCAAUACCGAACAUGUAUGGAAGUGGGCCAUUGAAGAUGACAUUGCAGCAACUGGCUAGUGAGUUUUCCUUCCCUAUCAAUAUAGUCUUCAACAACCUGUGGCUGUUUGGACCCCUUGUAAACAGAUUAAUGGAGAGAGAUGAUAUAGCCAGGACGCUGGUCAGGACCACCACGGCAGUCACCAUGUUCGAGGCAGGGGUAAAGGUAAAUGUCAUCCCCCCUUUGGCCCAGGCCACAGUCAACUUCAGGAUUCACCCUACACAGACAACUCAGGAGGUCCUUAAACUAGCCAAGGACAUUGUGGCUGAUGACCGGGUCCAGUUCCAUGUGUUGGAUGCCACUGAGCCCAUGCCUGUGAGCCCCUCUGAUGACCAGGCCCUGGGCUACCAGCUGAUCCGCCAGACGGUGCAGUCGGUCUUCCCGGAGGUCAGAGUUGUUGUCCCAGGUAUUUGUAUUGGUCAGACAGACAGCCGCCACUAUACAAACCUCACCAAUAGCAUCUAUCGGUUCAGCCCCAUCUACCUGCAGCCUCAGGAAUUCCAUAGCAUACAUGGAAUCAACGAGAAAAUCUCAGUCCAAGUCUACGAGACCCAGGUGAAAUUCAUCUUUGAGUUUAUCCAGAAUGCUGACACAGACCAGGAUCCAGUUUCUCACGUGCACGAAUUGUGAGGUCCAGGAGCAGCUGGAUAAGGGGUAUCUGACACUAGGCCUGGACUAACCCAAGGGAAAAAGCCAAUGUUGAUGAAACUUUGGGUCAAAACCACAUUGUAGCCCGGCAGGGUAGCUCCGUUGGUUAGAGCAUCAUCCCAAUACUCCAAGAUUGUGGGUUCAAUCCCUGGUCAGGGCACA